Messenger RNA from Solenopsis invicta (red fire ant), 1420 nucleotides. RefSeq names its product protein THEM6. NCBI's taxonomy places the organism in Eukaryota, Metazoa, Arthropoda, Insecta, Hymenoptera, Formicidae. The transcript is spliced from 3 exons. Bases 165 to 761 code for a protein of 198 amino acids. The record is from RefSeq and is a predicted model, not a curated record.
AGCGUCUUACAACGCUUCUGAAACUGGUUCUCCCGAGGUAAGUUAGAAUCAUAGCAGCAAAUAGCAGCCAGUCUUCCGUCGACCGUUAGGAGGUGUGCAUCAAGUCGACACAGUAUUUUAAGUGUUGUUCAGAUAGCGAGAGAUAAGUCGCUAGGAAACUGACAAUGUUGUGUUCUUGUUGCGUGGCGAUAAUUGCCAUUCUCUACAUUUUAUUCGAUGUAAACUACUUUUUGAGAAUUAUUUUCACCAUCGUUUGGGGAAGACUUUUUGAAAAGAAGAAGAAACUCUUCGAUACGACAACGAUUUACGGUAUCUGCACUACUCAGGACGUUGACUUGGUCUUCAAGCACAUGAAUAACGCGCGAUAUUUGCGCGAGUUGGAUUUUGCGCGGUUUCAUUUUUAUGACAAGUCUGGAAUUUAUAACGCGGUUAUGAAAAGAGGUGGCGGUGCCGUUCAAGGUGCAUCCACUAUACGAUACCGCCGUGCAAUUCCUAUCUUUACACCAUUCAAGGUCACGACAAAGCUAAUUUACUGGGAAAGCAAACACUUUUAUGUAGAACAGCAGUUUAUUAGUCUCACGGACAAUUUUAUUCGUGCCGUUGUGUUGAGCAGGCAAACUGUAACUGGACUGAAUACUCCGGUAGAGGAGAUUGUCGCCGAAAUCGACCCGAAAGCACGCAGGCCGGAGCCAACCAAAGAACUUCAGCUUUGGCUGGAUUCUAUGGAAGAAUCGUCUCAAAGUUUAAAGAAGCAGAAAUAAAAGAAAUUAUUCUGUUCCAUGCGUUCGUUCGAAACGUUGUGUAUUUAAUUUUUAUUAGAAUGGUUUUUUUAUAUUACAGUUGAUUCUUCGUUAUAUUAUGAUGCGGUGUAGACUUGGUCUUAUGAAGUAUAUCUUGUUUACCUCAUUAUUACAAGUAGAUUAGAUUUAUGUUCUUGUUUGUGGUAUAUCGUUAUUUUCUAAGGUUUUUUGCUUAGAAAACAAUUUUUGUAUUAGAAACUGUAAUACCAAGUUGUACAUCUUAUUUUAAUGCAGCGUUGAGUAGAACUUUAUAUAAGCGUAGCAUAUCGUAAGAUGUUUCUCUUGUUGCUCUAUAAUUAGUAAAUUGUAGAAAUUUCACUAAAAAUAUUAUUCGUAGAGCGCUCGUAAUCUUAUGAACGCAAUUGGCUUUCAUAAUUGUAGAGCAUUAAUAUAGCUGAUGUACAAAUAUUAAUCUCAUAUUUAAAUAAUUUAAUAUUUUUCUUAUAUUCAAAUAAUUAAGUUCCUGAAGAACCAGUUUUAUCACAAUGUUGAUAAAAUGUUGACAAAAUUCUGUUUGUGCCAUUAAAUUUUCACUUAAACAACGAUCUGUAAUCUUAUUCGUUAUUCGAAAAUGAUUUCGUCAAUAAAUCAUCGAAAUUUUCGCAAAUUCGCACUCAUUA